Haliotis rubra (blacklip abalone) is the source of this 1056-nucleotide messenger RNA. RefSeq lists its product as uncharacterized. NCBI's taxonomy places the organism in Eukaryota, Metazoa, Mollusca, Gastropoda, Lepetellida, Haliotidae. The transcript is spliced from 4 exons. The record is from RefSeq and is a predicted model, not a curated record. Bases 121 to 936 code for a protein of 271 amino acids.
CAGUCAGUCACCGACAAAACUUGGUGGUGUUCACACGUACAUUUGUUGCUCUUGCGCAACUUCAAAUUUGUUGCUGGUCUGUGUCUGUUUGCUCAAGUCUUCAUCUCAUCCAAAUAUCAGAUGAAGAUGUAUCCAGAAGAACGGCGGAAGAGUAGGAAAGUGCUCUCCCCCAUACUCGAGGCGAAUGAGCGUCAGUCUAACCCUCCCAGUCCAAGAACGCCAGAACUACAUCACGAUUUACUGGUUCAGUACAUGGACCUGAAAUCUCAAGUCGGGGAUUUGGAGGAAAGUCUUCUCGAUCAUCUGUUCAAUGAGAACCAGAAGCUGAGAGAGGAGAACGAGCGACAGGCCCGACAACUCCGGGAGGAGAACGUGUUAAGGCUGAAGGCUGAGUCGGAGAGACAGGACUAUAGGCUGGAGUAUUUCAACUAUCGUCUCAGUUGCACAAUGGAGCAGGCUGAGGUCCGGGAACUGAGGCAGACGCUUGAGAAGCUGACAGGCGACUGGGAGAAGGAGAAGCAGGCAGAGGUGGAGCAGAGGAAGAAGCUGGAGGAAGAGCUGGCAGCUCUCCAGCGCCUGACUGCCCCUCUGACCUGUCACACUUCUGGCAAUAAGCAGACAAGUUUCCCCAGCCUCAGUCCUCCAGUUCAGCCAAGGAAGACUCGAAGACCUUACACAGGAAAGUCUAAGGACAAGGUUCAAAGCAAUAUCUCACAUGUCAAGACAGACUCCUGUGCUUCCGGUGACAACCUGGUGAAGGCCAAGGCCACAGACAAAGAUAAAACCAAGUUGAAGGUCACAUCUAGUGUUAGAUCCAUUGUGAAAGACACCAAAAGAGAACAGGACACAAAAAGGAAACCUACCCGAUUCUCCAGGAACAUUUCUGUUAGAUUUACAAAGGGAAGGCCAGUUGGAAAGAUCCGUCAGGAAAUGUAAUUACGAUCCUCGCCAUAAAGAACAAACUUUAUAAACUCUUUGAGUUUUGGUUCUUAUAAUGACUGAUUUUUAUAAUUCUGUUUAAAUGUCACUGCUUGUUUGAUAACAUCUGAUGAUUAC